GGCUGCUACCAGAAAUCCAAUUACGGGGCGAAGUAGAACACAUGAAUGGUAUCGCAAACGAGGGAGGAGCUGACUGGAGCUGGGAGGAGCAAAACAUUGCGCGUAACAUAGACAAAAAUAAAUAUAUCAACGACACCCCGAUCCAGGCACCGAUGCUACCUCGCUCCGGGCAGGCGCAACGUGGGUGGACGUGGGGGACGCAAUGGGAUGUUUGACCACUUGUUUGAUGCAUCAAACAAAACAUCAGCCAAUAUGAACGGAGACCAUCAAUCAAAACGCGCGCGGAGCUUGCCUUAUUGCUCCGGACCUGUAAGUCAUCGCCCUCGCCAUCAACCUGUCCGCCGUAGUACGAGUCCCGCAGGUGACCGGUUCGGGGCGUCUGCGGCAUGUCCAGAUGCGCGUAGGAACGCACAGACGUGCUCCGGGAGAGGUAGCCUGCACCGGCAUCGAACGCGGGCUUCUCGGGGUCAGCGAAUGGAUUCUCGCUUGGCGGACCCUUGAUGCCAGCGAAGCCCGCUUCCAGAUAGUCGGGAUCCUGGAUGGGAAGUGUCGGCGUCGUGGGAGACUGGAGCGGCAUCCGGCUCCUUUUCCGUUGAAUGUGUUUGCGGCGAAAGAAGAGGAAAACGAACAGGAGAACAAGCAGUACGCCAACCAAGACGGCAACAAUCGCAGCAAUGAGCCCAGUCGAGAGGCCAGAGCCUGACAUCGUGUUUGGCGGACUGGGAGGAU
Molecule: messenger RNA, 729 nt
Organism: Heterobasidion irregulare TC 32-1
Lineage: Eukaryota; Fungi; Basidiomycota; Agaricomycetes; Russulales; Bondarzewiaceae
Exons: 1
Coding region: 42-215 (57 amino acids)
Source: RefSeq, a predicted model, not a curated record